This is a messenger RNA of Paramuricea clavata, 3770 nucleotides long. Lineage: Eukaryota; Metazoa; Cnidaria; Anthozoa; Malacalcyonacea; Plexauridae. The record is from the annotation of a GenBank genome assembly.
AUGGCAGCUACUAGUUUCUCCUUGCCGACAUUCCCGCCAUUCGAUGUCCAUGCCGAUGGAAAUACCGGUCAUCGCUGGAAAAAAUGGCUAGGCCGCUUUGAACGGUUGCUUGUGGCGAGGAAUAUUACCGACAAAAAACAACAACGUGCGAUGCUAUUACAUUUCGCAGGACCGGCUGUUGACGAAAUUUUUGACACCCUUUCAGACACUGGCGAAGCGAAAGACUACGACAAAGCGAUAGAAGCACUCAAUGCCUAUUUUAUUCCGCACGUAAACACGGCGGUUGAAGAAUAUAAUUUCCGCCAAGCGAAGCAAAACCAAACCGAAACCCUAGAUGCCUUUCAUACACGUUUACGUCAGCUAUCGCAAAAUUGCUCGUUUACAGAUGUCGAUAAAGAGAUAAAGAACCAAAUAAUCGUUGGUUGCUCAUCACAGAAACUUCGAAGAAAGGCUCUACAUGAAGACCCGACCUUAAAGAACCUUUUAGACGCGGGGAGAGCCGAAGAAACGAGUCAAAUGCAAGCGCAAUUCGUGGAGAAACAAGAGUCAAGUCAAAAUAUCAACGCCAUUAAGACGGGCGCUCUCGAGAAACAUAACCCCUCGCCUCGCGACAUGAGAAAACCACAAAAUCAACGUCACGGCUCAAAUUAUCAAAGAAAUUUCAACAAACCCCACACAUCAACUUGCCGCAACUGUGGUGGUAUCUACCCCCAUGCCCGAGAUUGUCCAGCCAAAGGAAAAGAAUGCCAUUCCUGUAAAAAAACUGGCCAUUUUGCAAAGGUAUGCCGAUCGACCCCUAAACACAAACCUCACGAACACCGGAACAGAGUCAACAACCUUUCUGAACAACCGAGCACUAGCCCUCAUGAUGUCGACCCUGAUUACAUUUUCACUUUGAAAAACAAUUCGAACAGCAAAACCCAACCCCCCAAAUGCCAAGUGUUGGUUAAAGAGCACCUUAUUGAUGUCAUUAUUGAUUCUGGAGCUUCGGUAAACAUCAUCGACGAGUCCACAUACAAGCAGCUCAACCAAAGUAACACCCUACCUCUCAAGCAGCCUGAGUCCAACAUCUUCCCCUACGGUACAAGUGUCCAGAUACCCAUUCUUGGAAUGGUCAUGGCUACAAUUCAGUUCCAGUCCACAACUUUGGAUGCCAAUUUCUAUGUUGCCAAGGGAACCGGUGGAAAUCUCUUAGGUUGCCAAACAGCCGAACAGUUAGGAAUUUUAAAGAUAACCAUUAACACAGCAGUUAGCUCUUACAACGCUCGCAUUGAAGAUGAGUUCCCGAAUUUGUUCGGUGGUAUUGGGAAGAUAAAGAACACCCAAGUCCAGUUACAUAUCGACACCGAUGUUACACCCAAACAGCAAAAACAUCGUCGCAUUCCAUUCCACAUCCGAAAGGACGUUGAAAAGGAACUCCAGCGUUUAGAAGACCUUGAUAUCAUUGAGCAAGUUGAUGGUCCGACACCAUGGGUCAGCCCAAUCGUUGUGGUACCCAAGAAAACUGGAGAGAUCCGAUUAUGUGUGGACAUGCGUGAAGCGAAUAAAGCAGUGCAAAGAGAAAAACACCCCAUGCCAACUGUCGACGAGUUAAUCACAGACCUCAAUGGUGCCACAAUGUUUAGCACCCUAGAUCUUGCCUCAGGUUACCAGCAACUGGAGUCACACCCUGAAUCCCGCCAUAUCACAACCUUUACCACUCACGUUGGACUUCGACGUUACAAGCGACUAAUGUUCGGCAUUAACGCAGCCUCGGAGAUAUUUCAGAAUGCAAUUGCAAACCUACUGGUUGGAUUACCUGGUUGUAAGAAUAUUUCGGACGACAUCAUCGUCUAUGGUCGAGAUGACAAAGAACAUGAUGAGAACUUACGAGGCUUGUUAAACCGCUUACAAGACAACAACGCCAAAUUAAAUGGUGAGAAAUGUUCCUUCCGUCAGCACCAAGUAGUAUUCUUUGGGCACACAUUCAGCGCAAGUGGAGUUCAGGCAGACCCAAAGAAGAUCGACAUCAUCCGGAAUAUGCAACCUCCAAGAAAUGUCAGCGAAGUCAAGUCCCUUCUCGGAAUGACCCAGUACGUAUCUCGGUUUAUUCCCAACUAUGCCUCCAUCACAACACCCUUGCGUACCCUGACUCAACAGAACGCCAAAUGGCAAUGGCAAGCGGAACAAAAGAAUGCUCUGAAAAAACUUCAACACGAGCUUACGAAUGAUCCUGUUAUGGCUUACUUCGACCCUUCGAAACCAACCACCGUCAUUGUGGAUGCCAGCCCCUCGGGUUUAGGAACACUGCUUACUCAGGAAGGCAGAGUUAUCAGUUAUGCAAGUCGUGCACUUUCCAGUGUAGAAUCCCGCUAUUCACAAACUGAAGGCGAGAUGUUAGCCGUUAUAUGGGCUAUCGAAUUCUACCAUCUUUACCUCUAUGGCGCUAAGUUUAUUGUCAUCACCGACCACAAGCCGCUACUCGGAAUCUUCAAAAGUCAGAAACCGACUUCAGCGAGAAUCGACCGCUGGAAACUAAGACACCAGUCCUUUGCAAGCUUUCUGAAGCAAUCACACACAACCGAUGGCUCGAUCCUGAAGUGAAACCGUUUGUUAACGUAAAGGACGAACUGUCUGUCUGCAAUGGAUUAAUCGUCAGAAACCACCGCCUGGUGCUACCUCAUUCACUGCAGAGCCAAGCCAUAGAUCUUGCACACGUAGGCCACCAAGGCAUAGUCAAAACAAAAAUGCUACUUCGUGAAAAGGUCUGGUUCCCCUCCAUAGAUAAGAUGGUGGAACAGAAAGUCAAGACGUGCCUGCCGUGCCAAGCAGCAACCACAGCUACCCAUCGACAUCCAGAACCCUUGAUCAUGACACCGCUGCCCGACGCACCAUGGCAAGAGGUUGCUGUCGACUUUGUUGGUCCGUUCCCAUCAGGCGAGCUGCUACUCGUUGUCAUCGACGAAUUUAGCCGAUUCCCAGAAGUAGAAAUUGUCACCACUACGAGCGCAAAAGCUGUCAUCCGAAAGCUGGAUAACACAUUUUCCCACCAAGGUGUUCCUGUUGUUCUUAAAAGUGAUAAUGGUCCGCCAUUUAACAGCUCGGAAUUUGAACAAUUUGCCAGUUACCUUGGUUUCGAACAUCGCAAAGUCACUCCGUAUUGGCCAAAGGCGAAUGGAGAAGUGGAACGGUUUAUGCGCACCAUUGAAAACGCCACACGUAGAGCACACAUCGAAAAGAAGAACUGGAAACAAGCCUUGUAUCAAUAUCUCCGCCAGUACAGAGCCACACCGCGCAGCACGACGAAUGUGUCACCACCCGAGGCCCUGAACAAUCGAAAGUUGAAGAUACCACUUCCGAGUAUUCCAAAAGCUGAGCAACAAGAAACCCAAGAUCCAAUGCGAAAACGAGAUCAAGAAAAGAAAGAAAAGAUGAAGAAAUACUCAGAUCAUCGACAACACUCGAGAACAACUGAUCUGAAGAUAGAAGACACAGUCCUGAUCCGCCAACCAAAGAAGAACAAGCUUACCCCACCAUUUAACCCCAAACCAUUCACUGUUGAAGCUCGGAAAGGAACUAUGGUUACCGUCAAACGUGGUUCGAAGAAGAUAACACGCAACAUAUCCUUCUUCAAAAAGAUUGAUAAUCGUGUAACGGAUAGUUCAGAUGACGAAGAUGAUGAUGACGAUUUUAAUUGCAACCGAACUAACGAAGACCAACUCAAUCAAGAACCUGUUCAUUUACGAAGUUCCCAGCAAGAAAGAAGGCAACCAAAUAGACUUGGAUUUUGA